UCUCCCGCGUUUCUCACCCCCUCUAUCUGCCUCUCCUUCCUGCAAACCCCGAAAUCCGACGACAACUCGGUCUUGCUAUUCUCGAUUCCAGCGAAGUAGAGGCAGGUGCAGACGAUGGUUGAUGUCGUGGACAUCGCAGCCGACGGCGGCGGAGGCCUCGGCGAGGGAAAGGGAACGGCGGUGGCAGCGGAUGACGAGGCAAGCGCGGGGCGGCGAGGACGAGGAACCACUGGCCAUCGCGGAGGAUGCCGUUGGUGACGUCAGAGGCGAGGGCGGUGGCCUCGGCGGCGCGAGCAGGGGGAGAGGCCCAGGUGGGCGGCGAGGUCGGUGAGGAGGCAAUGGGCGCGGAGGAGGUGGUUGUCGCGGUGGGAGAAGUCGCCAUCGGAGAGGAGGAGGGAGCUGUCGUCGGAGUUCAAGAGCUGGUGAACCUUUACUCUCUCUCUCUCUCUCUCUUCCGGCAAAUACUGCAGCUAGAAGAGGAGGAGGGGUGUCGGUGGAAAAGUUCCACGAAAACCUAACAGAUCGGACGGAGAGCAGAGAGGAACACUCUCCGGGUAUUUACGGAGCACUCGUGGAUCGCUCCCUGCGCUACGGUUGAACGAGAUGGCAGAGUGGGGCGGCGCGGCGGAGAGCGAUCUCCAGGCGGCGGGGGCGGAAGCGCUCCUGGACGGGCGGAGCGGCGUUCGGCUCAGAGGCUGGCACAUCGAGUCCUCCAGGCGGCCCAUUCUUAGCUCCCUCGCCCUCCAAGAGUGGGAAGAAAAGCUUGGGACAUCACAUUUGCCUGAGAUGGUUUUUGGGGAGAGUUCUUUAUAUCUCUUACAUGAGGAUAGUGGUAUUAAGUUGCACUUCAAUGCAUUUGAUGCUCUAAAGGGUUGGAAACAGGAACCAUUGCCGCCAGUUGAAGUUCCUGCAGCAGACAAAUGGAAAUUUAGAAGCAAACCUUUUCAGCAAGUAACACUUGAUUACGACUAUACAUUUACGACACCAUAUUGCGGCAGUGAGACAAUAGAACCAAAUACAGAAAAGGCAAUUUUGGAAGAUGGGUGCUGUAGCCUGUGCUGGGAGGACUGCGAUGAACAAAUUGAUCUGGCUGCGCUGUCCUCAAAAGAACCAAUUCUCUUCUUUGAUGAGGUAGUUCUAUAUGAAGAUGAGCUGGCUGAUAAUGGAGUAUCACUCUUAACUGUAAAAGUGAGAGUGAUGCCGAGUUAUUGGUUUCUUCUACUUCGUUUCUGGCUCAGAGUUGAUGGUGUACUAAUGAGGUUGAGGGACACUCGAGUUUAUUGUGCUUUUGUAAGCGAUCACAAAGCUAUACCUGUCAUUCUUCGUGAGAGCUGCUGGAGAGAAGCACCAAUCCAGAGUUUAUCUGCUAAAGGCUUUCCUUCUGAUUCUGCAGCAUAUGGAGACCCGAAUCUUGUCUGUCAGAGGCUUCCUGUCAUCACACGUAAGACCCAAUGGCUGAAAGUUUCCAGGUCUAUCACAGAAGGAAGCUGAUGAGACGAGUCACAGAGUUUGAUGGCUUUUCUACAUGUGCUACCCGUCUCUCUUAUUUCCACAACAUCUGUCGAAGUGUUCUCAGCAUCAUUAUUUCUAAUUCCUGGCACUAUGCAAGCCAUUUGUCAAGUCAGAGAUUAGUCAUUGUGGUUGAAUGAAAUAUUUCAUUAUCUAUCAUUUUAUGUUCAUUUUAUAUCUGCAUUGACUUUCAUAAGCAGCGAUAAACUUGCUAUGACUAGCUGACUCUUUUUAUGAUGUAAAUACCUCUUCUUCUUGAUUUUAUGCAACGCUUAAUUUGAUUCAUUCUGAUGUUUGGA
Messenger RNA from Elaeis guineensis (African oil palm), 1808 nucleotides. Its product is annotated as TIP41-like protein. The record is from RefSeq and is a predicted model, not a curated record. Gene Ontology annotation, biological process: TOR signaling. NCBI's taxonomy places the organism in Eukaryota, Viridiplantae, Streptophyta, Magnoliopsida, Arecales, Arecaceae. Gene Ontology annotation, cellular component: cytosol.